Messenger RNA from Lathyrus oleraceus (garden pea), 782 nucleotides. Its product is annotated as histone H2AX. The record is from RefSeq and is a predicted model, not a curated record. Gene Ontology annotation, cellular component: nucleosome. Gene Ontology annotation, molecular function: structural constituent of chromatin; DNA binding; protein heterodimerization activity. The transcript is spliced from 2 exons. Bases 96 to 509 code for a protein of 137 amino acids. Lineage: Eukaryota; Viridiplantae; Streptophyta; Magnoliopsida; Fabales; Fabaceae.
ACUAUCAUCAAAAAAUUUCUCGCCUUCUCAGCUUUCAGCCAUUUGAAUCUCAGAAACUAGGGUUUAGGUUUUCCGCUUUUUUCUCCGAUCAGAAAAUGAGUUCUACAACCAAGGGAGGAAGGGGCAAGCCAAAGGCUGUCAAAUCUGUUUCAAGAUCCUCUAAAGCCGGUCUUCAAUUUCCAGUCGGUAGAAUCGCUAGAUUUCUCAAGGCAGGAAAAUACGCCGAACGUGUUGGUGCUGGUGCUCCCGUCUACCUCUCCGCCGUUCUCGAAUAUCUCGCCGCUGAGGUUUUGGAAUUGGCCGGUAAUGCUGCGAGGGACAACAAGAAGAACCGCAUUGUACCAAGGCAUAUCCAGCUUGCUGUAAGGAACGACGAGGAACUGAGCAAGCUUUUGGGAACUGUAACCAUUGCCAAUGGAGGCGUUUUGCCUAAUAUUCAUCAGACUUUGCUACCUAAGAAGCUUGGAAAGGGGAAAGGAGAAAUUGGAUCUGUUUCUCAAGAAUUCUAGGGUUUUAUUAUGUGGCAGUUGUAAAAUUGGACAUGUUUUGAUCAAGUGAGAGAUGACACAAUCUAAAUUGUUAAUCUUGCUUUCAAAAACAUUUUUCACUGAAAAAGUACCCAGAUGAUCAACUUUUUUGCAAAAGUUUUAUCGGAUAUAUGAUGUUUCUUUGUCAUACUCUUUUUAUCAUGAUCAAACAAAAUUGUUGUAUGAUGCUAUUUCUUUUUUUUAAAUUGAUCUAGUGAUAUUAGGUAUAAAGGAACAUUGGUGGGAUUUAUCAAA